GGCCACUAGUCUGUUUCUCAACCGGUCACCGCGCGCACGAACUGACCGGUGGAUUCCUGCCCGGGCCCCUCUAUGUUCGCUAUGAUGGGGACGAUCUCUACCCUGUUCUCUCCCCUCUUCUUGAUUCAACAAACCUGUAAUUUCUCAGAAACUCAAAUAUUUGCCCUGCGAUCCUUUUUAAUAAUCCGCUGAGGUUGUCUCCUUUCGGCAAAUCCAUGUUAAGUGGCUAGUCAUGGAUGAGUUAGUGAUGGUGAAGGAAGAGGCAGAGGUAACCGAUGAUCCGCCGCAGCCGAUAAUAGGCCUGAAUGAUCUGGGUCCUCCACCGUUCUUGAUGAAGAUUUUUGAGAUGGUGGAGGAUCCGGAGACUGAUACCGUGGUUUCAUGGAGCUCUGCUAAGAAUAGUUUUAUCGUUUGGGAUUCCUUUAAGUUUUCAACCACUCUUCUUCCUAAAUACUUUAAGCACAGCAACUUCUCCAGCUUCAACCGCCAACUCAACACAUAUGGCUUCAGAAAAGUAGAUCCAGAUCGAUGGGAAUUCGCAAACGAGAAAUUCCUGUGCGGCCACAGGCAUCUUUUAAAGGAAAUCAAGCGGCGUCGACAAGUUGGCCAGACAUCACAGCUGCAGAAUCCAUCACAGCAGCAGAGUGAAGGAGCUGGCCGAAGACCAGCUUGCGUUGAACUAGGACAGUUUGGGUACGACUUUGAGGUCGAUAGACUGAGAAGAGACCGUGGGACUCUUCUUGCAGAGAUCGCAAAGCUCAGACAACAACACCAGAACUCCCAGGCUCAGCUACUUGCCAUGGAGGAACGCAUUGAAGGCACUGAACGUAAGCAGAGGAAUACGAUGGCUUUCAUGGCGAGAGCUCUUAACAAUCCUAUUUUUAUUCAGCAGCUCAUUGUCAGAAGCCAAGGGAAGAAUAAGCGUUCGGAGGCUUUGCAGACCGUGGAAGAACUGGAAAUGGCUUCGGAGAUAGAGUCUAUCCUUGGUGCUGAGAGGAGUACGGAGGCUGUGUUCGGGCCUUAUGGAGAGGAGAUCGGUGAGAUGAGCAAUGUGAUGUGGGAGCUGAUGAACGCAGGAAUGGUGGCCAGUGGUUUGGAGAGUGAUGUGAAGGCGGAGAGCUUUGGUGAAGGAUCGAUGGCGCCUUGGUUGGUGUGAAUGCCAUUGCCACUGUGGUGGAAGCAGAGUGAGGUGGCGGAGUUAGCUCUUUGUGAUUGUGUAUGGGAGAAAUCAUGUUGGAAUUGUGUAUGGUUAGGUUGAAAAUUUUGUCAAGGAACUUUUUUUUUUCUUGGCGCUUUUUGUUUUAAAUCAUGAUUUUAGGAGUGCUAUUAUGGAAAUUGCAAUUUUGUGUA
This is a messenger RNA of Dendrobium catenatum, 1350 nucleotides long. Its product is annotated as heat stress transcription factor A-2. Gene Ontology annotation, biological process: regulation of transcription by RNA polymerase II. The record is from RefSeq and is a predicted model, not a curated record. Gene Ontology annotation, molecular function: DNA-binding transcription factor activity; RNA polymerase II cis-regulatory region sequence-specific DNA binding. The transcript has 2 exons. Lineage: Eukaryota; Viridiplantae; Streptophyta; Magnoliopsida; Asparagales; Orchidaceae. Bases 233 to 1156 code for a protein of 307 amino acids. Gene Ontology annotation, cellular component: nucleus.